This is a messenger RNA of Saccostrea cuccullata (small rock oyster), 3066 nucleotides long. RefSeq names its product acetyl-CoA carboxylase-like. The coding region runs from base 112 to 2931 and encodes 939 amino acids. NCBI's taxonomy places the organism in Eukaryota, Metazoa, Mollusca, Bivalvia, Ostreida, Ostreidae. Gene Ontology annotation, molecular function: acetyl-CoA carboxylase activity; ATP binding. The transcript is spliced from 24 exons. The record is from RefSeq and is a predicted model, not a curated record. Gene Ontology annotation, cellular component: mitochondrion. Gene Ontology annotation, biological process: fatty acid biosynthetic process.
UUUGGAGAGGACAGAAUUUACAGACAUUUAGAGCCAGCCCUGGCCUUCCAGCUGGAGAUCAACAGACUGAGGAACUUUGACCUGGAGGCCAUUCAGACCAACAACUACAAGAUGCAUCUAUACCUGGGAAAAGCUAAGGUGGCAGCAGGACAGGAAGUGACGGAUUACAGAUUCUUUGUGAGGGUCAUCAUCAGGCACUCUGACCUUGUCACCAAGGAGGCAUCUUUUGAGUACUUACAAAAUGAAGCAGAGAGAACCCUCCUGGAGGCUUUGGAUUCAUUAGAAGUGGCAUUCUCACAUCCACUGUCCAAGAAGACUGACUGUAAUCAUAUAUUCUUGAACUUUGCACCAACUCUGACCAUUCCAGAACCAGGCAAGCUGGAGGAGACCGUCCGAGCUAUGGUGAUGAGAUACGGCAGUCGUCUCAUGAAGAUGAGGGUUCUUAAUGCCGAGCUCAAAUUCACAAUCAAGUUUGCAUCCAGUGAUACAAGCAUUCCUAUUCGUUUAUACCUGACCAAUGAGAGUGGAUAUUACUUGGACAUGAGCAUGUAUAGGGAGGUCACAGAUCCCAACAUGGGACAAGUGAUGUUUGAAGCCUAUGGAACAAAACAAGGGGCCCUUCACGGUCUGCUGAUCAGCACCCCCUACCCCACAAAGGACCACCUACAGCUGAAGAGAUUCCAGGCCCAGUCAAGUGGAACAACUUAUGUCUAUGAUUUUCCAGGAAUGUUCACUCAGGCUUUACAGAAGUUUUGGAAGGAUCACAGGGAGGAGAACAAGAUUCCAGCUGAUGCCUUCAGUUGUAUAGAGCUGGUCCUGGAUAAAGACAACAACCUGUGUAAACAGAACAGACUGCCAGGGGAAAACGAGAUUGGAAUGGUGGCCUGGCAGAUGACCUUGAAGACACCAGAAUGUCCUGAAGGUCGUGACAUCAUUGUUAUAUCUAAUGACAUCACAUACAAGAUUGGCUCAUUUGGACCUGUGGAGGACCUUUUGUUUAAGAAAGCCUCAGAGAAAGCCAGGAGAGAAGGACUUCCCCGAAUCUUUAUCUCGGCUAACAGUGGAGCCAGGAUAGGGCUGGCUGAGGAGAUCAAACAUCUGUUUAAGGUGGCCUGGAAUGACCCCAAAGAUAUAGAAAAGGGAUUUAAAUACCUGUACCUGACCCCUGUAGAUUUCAAGAAAGUUAGUGCCAUGAAUUCCAUCCAUGCUGAACUUAUAGAAGAUGAGGGAGAACCCAGAUACAAAAUUAUUGAUGUCAUAGGUAGAGAGGAAGGACUGGGGGUAGAGAAUUUAAGAGGGUCAGGAAUGAUUGCUGGGGAGUCAUCUAUAGCUUACAACGAUAUAAUUACAAUCAAUUUGGUAACCUGUCGAGCUAUAGGUAUUGGUGCCUAUCUGGUCAGACUGGGACAGAGAACUAUACAAGUGGAGAACUCCCACAUCAUCCUCACUGGUGCAGGUGCACUUAAUAAGGUCCUUGGUAAGGAGGUGUACACCAGUAACAAUCAGCUGGGAGGAAUCCAGAUCAUAUACACAAACGGAGUCACACAUGACGUUACAGCCGACGACUUCGAGGGUGUCUACAAGAUUAUCAAGUGGCUGUCAUACAUGCCUAAGUGUAAAGGCUCCCCAUUACCAGUUCUAGACACGGGGGACCCUAUAGACAGACUGGUGGACUUCAUUCCCACAAAGGCCCCCUACGAUCCCAGGUGGAUGCUCAAUGGCAGACAAAAUCCAGAUGAUAAGAAUUCCUGGCAGAAAGGUUUCUUUGAUCACAAGUCUUUCCAUGAAAUUCUACAGCCUUGGGCACAAACAGUGGUCACAGGUCGAGCAAGGUUGGGAGGGAUCCCUGUGGGGGUGAUUUGUGUAGAGACCAGAACUGUAGAAAUGACCAUACCAGCUGACCCUGCCAAUCUAGACUCAGAGACCAAGGUGAUACAACAAGCUGGUCAGGUAUGGUUCCCUGACUCGGCCUAUAAGACAGCUCAGGCUAUUAAGGACUUCAACAGAGAGGACCUGCCUCUCAUGGUGUUUGCUAACUGGAGAGGAUUCUCAGGCGGAAUGAAAGAUAUGCACGACCAAGUCCUUAAGUUUGGUUCCUACAUUGUGGAUGCCCUCACAGAAUAUAAUCAACCCAUCAUGAUUUACAUCCCCCCAUAUGCAGAGCUGAGGGGUGGAGCCUGGGUAGUGGUGGACCCAACAAUCAACCCCACCCACAUGGAAAUGUAUGCGGAUGAACUCAGCAGGGGAGGUGUCCUUGAGCCAGAGGGAACUGUAGAAAUCAAGUUCAGGAGAAAGGACCUGGAGAAGACCAUACAGAGACUGGACCAGACGUGUCGCCAGAUCGUGGAGAAGCUGACCAGUCCACAGCUGAAUCCGGACGAGAAGGAGGAGCUCCAGAAACAGCUGGCAGCUCGCCAGGAAAAGUUACUCCCCAUGUACCACCAGGUGGCGAUACAGUUCGCUGACCUCCAUGACACUCCCGGGAGAAUGGAGGAAAUGGGUGUUAUUACUGACAUUCUUAAAUGGCAGAAGAGCCGUGAGUUCUUCUACUGGCACCUGAAGAGGCGUCUAUUAGAAAGGCAGCUGAAGAAGAAGAUGAAGCAGUUCACACAGAAUGUUGGGGAGGGGGAGCUCAACUCCAUGUUACAUCGCUGGUUUGUAGAGGACAGGGGCACUGUCAAUGCCUAUCUGUGGGAGGAUGACAAAGCUAUGGUGGAGUGGUUGACAGAACAAAUCCGUGAGGACAGUAUAGACAAUGCUGUAUCAGACAACAUCAGAUGUCUACAGAGGGAGCACGUUCUACAACAAGUCAGGAGUUUGAUACAAAACAAUCCAGAGGUUGCCAUGGAUUCCAUCGUCCACAUCACACAGCACAUGACCUCAAGUCAAAGGUCAGAGGUCUCCAGAAUUCUGGCCAACAUGGACACGUGACAAGAAUGGACAAUUAGAAUCAACAGUGACUGUAUUUAAAAACAUAUCUAUUUAACAAAUCAUAUGAAAUCAUUAGGUGCAAUAUGGAUCAAAUUUGCAUAAAUUGCAUUAUAUGAAAUCCAUAUUUGUCAUUCA